AUGAUGCCUACUUGGAUACCGAGUAACCUUUGCAAUCAGCCGUCAAGACCAGUGAACGGAAAUCCCCACGCCAAGGUAAUCCUCGCUCACUUCGACUUAUAUUGCCUCCUUUCCAGCAACAACAAUCGGCUCCAAGCGGUCUGACGUACCGUACUCCGCACCCGAAGACGUCCACUCAAUACGUGUAUCCGAGCAGACAGAGACAAGGACAUCGGCAGGUGAGAUAUAAAAACAAAAAACAGAACGCAAACGGACUGAAAACGACGAUUGAAUGAAUGAUAAUGACGAAUGAAUGCAAACAGUGAUUGGAGCGCUUUGUGGCACAAUUAAGCGGCUGAUUCGCAUUCGCUCUUACCAUUAUCGCGAAUUGUGCAACAACGUCGAUGGGGUGUACUUUUAUGAGCCUAUUAGGGAGACUACCGUUAGACGUCAAUGAAAAAGAAGAUUAGUGACGAGGAAUUGAAGGCGCAAUGCACAAAAACCUCUAGUUUUUCUUUUGGCUGGGUACUAGGGGACUUUCUGAUGAUUCUAAAAGAUUUAGAUUUCGAAGUUUUGGAAAAAAAUCGUCCCCUUUUUCUUUUUUUCAAUCUCGAGAGAAUGGUUAGCCAUUUGUAUCUAAUUUCAUUCUCGUCUCGAAAGUCGUAAAGUAAAUGGGAAAAUAAAAGGAAGGAGAUGGAAAAGGACAGAAAGAUUGACAUUUGAAAUGAUCGAAGAUUACUGUAGUAAGGGAUAGAUGGAAGUGUGUUUGUGGGAUUAGAAAACAGCGAAAACUGGAGUGUUCAAAUAAAAAUUCGCCGGAAGUUUCCGUUUUUCCACUAGAAUGGCCCAGAUUUCAUAAGUCUGUUCUCUUCCCCGCCAAAUAUCCAAGUUCGAAAACCCAAUUCGUCUGAAAUCUGCUCAGCUUGAAACUCUCAUUCCUUCCUAUUUCAAUCAAAUUAUUUACAAAUCCGAUUCUCAAACAUUGGUAACCGUCCCCCGCCCACGAGAAACAUUGUAAUUCUGUUGAAAUCGUCCGAGACGCAUCUGUUUCAAUUUCUGACGGCCGAGCGAAUGUUUUCAUCCCUCUGCGAUUCUUUUGUUGCGGAUUCAUUCUUCGCUCUCAUUCGUUCUUUUUUAUCGUCGUGGCUUCGUCGCAGAAUUGGAAAAGAAACCAAUUUGAUAUGCGAGAGCAGAGCACUCAUCGCUCUUUCUCUCUUUCUCUUCCUUCGCCGUCAUCGUCUUCUUCCCUUUCGAUCGUAAACUGAAAUUGCACUUGGGGCGGUUUGUUUGUCAUCGACAACGAAUGCCCCCACACUGAAUUUACCAUAAAAAGACGAAAUUGAAGAUUUCGAGGCUGGGCGCGUUGGAUUACACACUCGAAAUUUGAGAUUUCAAAUGAAAAUGAGUGGGGAAAAAGGAGAAAAGAGGAACUCUUGAGACCGGAAGAUGUGUGCCGAGCUACUCUUUUUAGAGACGUUUUUGAAGUCGUCAAACUUUGAGUUCACUCAGAAAAGUUUAUUUCUGGAGUGCUCUUUUGGUCCCUUUUCUGACUGACAACCGUCAUUUAGUAGCGAUAUGAAUUCAAGUGGUUACUCACUUGUUGUGAUGCGUUUCUGUUUACUGGAUAAAGUUCCCAUCCGUGAAUUAUUUAACUAUGAGAUCUCCUCACAAAUAUCAUCAUUUCGUAUUCCCAAGAUUCACGUGAUCUUUUCUGCAAAACGUAUUUUAAAAAACGUGACGUGAAUUGUCCGAGAAAGAUAGUUUUCAAACCCUUUCGAAGAAUAACAUCAAAAAUAUCUUCGUCCACUCAAAUCCGUUUGAUUCUCCUUUCGCUCUAACGUACAGUAAUCCGGGAGGUUAUCCGCACCAAAACACAGCUCUUCCAGGAAACCUUUGAACUUCAUUUUCGUGCUCAUCGGUGCAGGUUUCAUGAAAAACCCUCGACGGGAGCACCCUGCUUCUCUCUUUUUCAUCUUCAUGCCUCAUUUCACUUUGCUCGAAAAAGACAACUCGAGGACUUUGAAAUGAGUUUGUGCCCAUCAUCCCCUUCUCUGCUCCUUCUGCUCCGUCCGUCCGUCGUCUAGACCCAGAAGCGGUUCCAUACAAUCCACUCUCUUCGUUUUUUUGCUGUGAUAUUUGUCCUAGAGGGCCACGAGAAUAGAACACGCAUUGUUUGCCGACGGAAAGAGAAGGCUGCACUCUGAAAUCCCAACUAAACCAACCAUUUGGUUUCUGUUUGUUCAUGCUUGUCGAAGAAAAAUGGUCUGUGCCCAAUUCUCCCUCUAGCUUUGAUUCUUUUCUAAAAUGGAUUCGAACAUACUACGGUAGAAUUGCGGGCCAUGAGUCAUGCAGCUGCCGGAGCUAAUAAUUGAUUUGUGAUGGGCGCGAGGGCACUCGCAAACAAACUCUUUCUCCUCAUUCUUCUCCGCCUCCAAGCAGCAGCAACACAGCACACAGCGCCCGUGGCAAGGGGCCAAUCGUUUUCCCAUAACUCUUUCGUCUCUUCUCUGUCGGCCUCCGUCUCGCGCCUUCCUCCACUUUUCUUGUCUCCUUCUCUGCGUGUCGCUUUCAGGGCGCCGGCCGAUUCACAAAGAGACAUAGCUGACGAGACGGCAUUUUGCCUAUCAUUCCGCGCCGCAAUAUUUCCACACUCACUCGUUUUUUCUAUUCAGCGCAGCACCCGCACACACACACACACACACACACAUACGCUUAAUUCAUUUAUUUUUGUUCCAACGAUCUAUCCGUCUUUUUCUAUCCGUGCUCCUAUGUGACCCCUUCCGUUUCUUUCCGCUCCGAAUGAUCGUCGUCGUUGCUUCCUCAACUUUUCCACUUCUUUCGUCUUUGUGAAGCACCGAGAAGCUAACAUUUUUCACGAAAAAGCUCGUUCUGGGUGUGUUUUCGGUUGCUUGUGGUCAGACGUCUGGAUCCCUUUCUGGUAAACACGAGGUGCCUCGAAUUGUCUGGCCGAAAUGAGCGACAAUCCGACGUUGAAGGUGUGACGCAUCCAUUGUUAUUAUCCUCCUUUUCUCGUUCUGAGCGACUGUUUAUCGCCGUUGCCACCUCUGGGUUGCGUUGUUUUGACUGAAGACUAUGCAGAGAUACUGGAAACGACUAAUAAUUCUUCACUUCCUGCACUUUCGCUUCUUACAAAGCUGUAUUAGUCCCGCACAUUUCUGGCAAAGUCGCUUUACCGCAAUUCCACGUGAAAAUUCGGCUGCGGCCGCAACUUUUUCCGAUUUAGUACUGAAUUUGCGUGGUGACCGGUUGAACGAGAUUUCCAGAAAAUCAGCAAUAUAACACUUGCUUUCUUCUUCACCUACUUUUGCCCAUAUAAAGUUCAUUCUGUUCACUUUUUCAAGUGAUUGAAAGAGUUCAGCCCUUUAACCAGUCCCUGGGGACAUUUUUCCAUCUCUAACGAACUUUUCGCUCCGUUUCCGGGCACGUCUUCAGCUUCUUUUCCAGUUCCGGACCCGUAUUCCGACUUGUUUUCGGUGGCAUUUGACUGACGUCUGCCAAUUUCAUUUUUGUGGUCAUGUGUCCGUCGGUCUCGCGUUCCGUUGCAACCCUUAAAUUUCUAUUGUAUCGUCUUGUGCUCCGAAUGGCGGAAUUUGCCUCUGUUUUUUGUUGUUUGACGCCAAAAGUGAGAAACGCGGCCGCUCCAUUUCCGUGUUUUGCUCGAGAUAUUUUGAAAAGAGAAACUGGAAAGAGAAAGUCAGUUCUUUUCGUCGUCUGAAGAUGGUACUGAAGUGUUUCUUCUCCCCCUCCCAUCUUCAAUUUCUUCGCCGUCACGCGAUAUUUGACACGACUGUAAUUGGCUAUUCCACAAUUCUCAUUUCUCUGAAUGCCUCAAUUCGUUCCCCAUUUGAAUAAUCAAUCAGUCGGUAAUUCAUCCUCACUUCUCGCAUUCCCUCUCAUCUCUCUCCGUCUCUCCUAUCACUUAUCUGAUUGAUUAACAACGCGGCAGAAGUGAGCCCCUCAAUGUGUCUGGAGCAGCAGGAGCCUUCCCCUUCCUUCCCUUCUUUUCUUUUUUUUUCUUCAUCUGAUUUCUGAUCAGAAACUGCUGCUUGUCAUGUCGGAGAGGACAUUUUCUCACUGACUCCAGACGCAUGUUGUUGUUUCCAGUUGAGUCUUCCUUUUCCAAUCUGGAAUAAUCAUUAUUAUUAACAACUCUUCACGGGUUUGUCCCUCUGUUUGUUUGUUUCUCCGUUUGUCCGUCCCCAUAAUCAUUUCUAAAACGAAAUGAUUGCGACGGAGAAACUAAGAAAUGAACACGUGAACUUUCGAACGGUUAUGAGAAACAAACAAGCGGCAAAGCCGCUUUCGAACGUCAGCUCGGCUCGCGUACCGGGCCCUGUUACAAAAAGUAUUGUACUUGAUAUUCAAUCAGAAAUUUCUGAACUGGCCUUUUGAGAGAAAACCUGGCCAGACCGACCGGAAACGAACUAGUAAUGCGUCACAGUUUUGAUAAGAAAGAAGUGAUCAGGAAACUGAUGCUCAGUUCAUGUUCAUCGGUAACUUUCGUUCCAUGUUUUGAGGCCAGAACUGAAUAGAAUUGUGCGCGUAGUGCGUUCUAUUGCACUUUCAAAAAAUGUGUAAACAGGAAUGUCCGAAAACGGCGCUCUCGUUCUAUGAGUCAGACCUCGCCUUUUUCUACUUGUAAGUCACUUCUGUCUUUUUUGUUUUGAGUGCCUUUUCAGGUCGGUUUCCGCUCAACGCACACCGCCCAUUGUCUAUGAGAAUGUGGUCAAAAAGGCGUGAAAGAUUAUUCUUGGGGCUUCUUCUUUUCUGCCUGUUUCUCCCGUUUUCCUCCGGGCUCCGCCGCCGCCGCCAUUUGCCUUUUUCGUUUUUUGCUCCGUGUCUGUCCGCAGCGCUCGCAUCCCUUGCUGCCGCUGAGCUGCUCUGCUGCUCGCAUUUCGAGUGCACUUCGCUAGACUCUCAAUUUUUAGCCCGUCAAGGAGAAGAAGAAGAAGAGGAGUGCAAGAAGGAGAGGUGCAAAGAAUGAAGGCUCUGACGGCUUCUCAUCAUUCCUAGGUUGCCACAUUUUGCAAAGUUUCCGGUUCUUCUAAAGGGCAAAGCGAUUACGUGCAUUUAGCAUUUUCGGAAAUCAGCUCCUUUGUGCCGCCUCUCCACGUCGUCUGCGGGCUCUCUCCAGCUCAGACCUACUACUACAUUUAUAUCCAAUUAGGAUGGCGAGUCGCAUCGGAUUGUUUUAUUUCACCGCUAGCUGCGCCGUCAGAAGCUGUGCUUCAGUUGUUUGUCGCCAGAGAUUCGCUCCCGAGAGGAUGUAGUAGGAAUAAGGGAAAGUAUCGAAUUGCGCCGUACUCUCUGGUGCUCUGAUCGUUUUUCACUUUCAAUGCCACAUCAUUUUGAUGCGGAACUCUAGGAAAGUACUUUAAAUCCGGCUGUAAUCCCAUUUGUAUCUCGCUCGCAGAGAGAACAAAAGGGAUUUGCUAUGAAGGGCGAAAGCGAAGUCGAGAAGACGAAGCCUUCACCUUCUUGAUAAAUUUCAACGUCAUCUGAGAAAGUGGGUGGUGCCUGCUGACAGAUGACGUGGCAACACGCGAGCACGAGAAGGGGGAUGGAGGGAAAGACGUGUUUUACCCGGAAAAGGUGAGACCCGAGAGGGCGAGCAGUUGUCAUGCCAACUUUUUGCACCUGUCUCUGCUCGCUCCUCCAAAUUUUCCAAAUUUUUCAACAGCUCCUUCAUCUUUUUACUCUGUUUAGCCUCGCGAAAAAGCGAGCCUUCGUGUCUCCAUAGAGAUUAUCAAAGCAGCCAUCUCAUGUUUUUGUUGUCGACUCUCGCUCCCCGCUAAUCACUUAUGUUGACCGCGAGACCGACUUUCGGACGAGCUCAUAUUCUUUUGGCAAAGGAGAGGAUAACUAAUUAUUCAUCACGAGUUUCCUUUCCCCCGUGACUUUCUAGAGACCAAAAAGCGCCGAACACAGUAGUUUAUGUUCCAAAAGUCAAGUGGAUUUCGACCAAGCAGUCCAUUCCGAACCCCAUUUCCGCUCAAAUCGCCACAAACAUCUGAAGAGGCGACAGCACGGCAAUGAAAAGAUGAUGAAGAAGAGGGCAUUUACAUAAGUAUAUCCGGCCAUAAUCCUCGUCCGUCGCAUCAAAUCAAUCCAAAAUGGAGGAAGAGACGGGCGGCCGGCUGCCCCUGCGCAUAUCACAGUCGCCUUGACUUGUAAUAAUUGUUCCCUCCUCCUCGUCCGUUUUGUCUUUCUCCCGUCGUUCGUUUCCUCCGUUUUCCCAUCUUCGUUCUCCCCGUUCAUCGCUAUCACGAGUUGGUUGGCUUGCGACCGAGGGCGAAAAGAGCGAAAAGCCACAUUUCAUGCAUUUCCAAUGUGAUUUCGACACUUCGACCACCCUCUGAUUUUCGCCUUUUUCACUUUGCCAUUCAAACAUUCGCUUAUUUGCAGAUGGCCGACGGAGAAGCGGUUAUUUCGACAGUCAACAAUGUCGAGGAAGUCCACGGACAACUCUUCGAGGUACACAACUAACUUAGAACUGAAAAAGUGAUCAUGCGUGUUUCAGGUGGCUCCUCGCUACGUCAAUCUUUCGUACAUCGGCGAAGGCGCUUACGGAAUGGUCGCGUAAGUUUCGAUAGUUCCUCUUGCUGACGUCAUCCAUCCCUUUUUGCAGUUCGGCUCUGGAUACGAUAACUCGCGAGCGCGUUGCCAUCAAGAAGAUUUCGCCGUUCGAGCAUCAGACAUUCUGCCAGCGCACACUUCGCGAAAUCAAGAUUCUGAAUCGCUUCAAGCACGAGAACGUAUGUGCUCAGGCAACUGCGGAAUUGAGAGGAAAUGUUCACAUUUUCAGAUCAUCAACAUUCAGGAGAUCAUCCGCUCGGAGACUGUCGACUCGAUGAAGGACAUGUAAGAGUGUCUUUGUCGGUUCUUCCAUCCAAUGUUUACUUUCAGCUACAUAGUUCAAUGCCUGAUGGAGACUGACUUGUACAAACUGCUGAAGACGCAGAAACUGUCGAACGACCACGUCUGCUAUUUCCUUUAUCAGAUUCUGCGUGGUCUCAAGUACAUUCACUCUGCCAACGUGCUCCAUCGUGAUCUGAAGCCGUCCAAUCUUCUGCUCAACACCACCUGUGAUCUGAAAAUCUGCGAUUUCGGACUAGCUCGUGUGACCGAUCCACAGACGGAUCACACUGGCUUCCUGACUGAAUACGUGGCGACUCGCUGGUACCGUGCUCCCGAAAUCAUGCUCAACUCGAAGGGAUACACCAAGUCGAUCGACGUCUGGUCGGUCGGAUGCAUCCUCGCCGAGAUGCUCAGCAACCGCCCGCUCUUCCCGGGAAAACACUACUUGGACCAGCUGAAUCUGAUUCUGGCAGUCGUCGGAUCGCCGUCCAACGAGGAUCUGCAGUGCAUAAUCAACGACAAGGCCCGCUCGUAUCUCAUCUCGCUGCCGCACAAACCGAAGCAACCGUGGGCCCGCCUCUAUCCGGGAGCCGAUCCGAGAGCUCUUGAUCUCCUCGACAAAAUGCUCACUUUCAACCCACACAACCGGUAGCUUUCCGCUGUUCCUAUAGUCUCAUUCAUCGGUUUUCCUUCAGCAUUGACAUUGAACAAGCGUUGGCUCAUCCGUACCUCGAGCAAUACUACGAUCCGGGGGAUGAGCCGGUGUGCGAGGAGCCGUUUACUCUUGAGAUGGAGUUCGACGAUCUUCCGAAGGAGAGACUGAAGGAGCUCAUCUGGGAAGAGGCCGAGGCUCACCACAAACGCAUGGAGCUCGAGGCCGCCCGAAACGGACAAAACGGACAGAGCACCGUCUAG
Messenger RNA from Caenorhabditis sp. 36 PRJEB53466, 7773 nucleotides. The record is from the annotation of a GenBank genome assembly. Lineage: Eukaryota; Metazoa; Nematoda; Chromadorea; Rhabditida; Rhabditidae.